This is a messenger RNA of Cryptococcus wingfieldii CBS 7118, 1464 nucleotides long. Its product is annotated as integral membrane protein. Lineage: Eukaryota; Fungi; Basidiomycota; Tremellomycetes; Tremellales; Cryptococcaceae. Gene Ontology annotation, biological process: phosphatidylcholine biosynthetic process. The transcript has 5 exons. Bases 1 to 1464 code for a protein of 487 amino acids. The record is from RefSeq and is a predicted model, not a curated record.
AUGCGAUGCACCUCGCUGACACCUUUUUCCACAGAUGUCAUUGAAACGUUCUUCGACUCCCGCUUGGAUCUUUUCAACCGCCGCCUCAAAGCUCAAUCCAGCCGGCUCAAGAACCGCGCCGUCGAACUCUUGCCUAAAGGCCUGCGCACGCCUAAAGGAGGUGGUAUAUUGCUGUUGGAUGAGGAAGAGGAAGAAGACUCGGAUGAAAAGGCGGAGAGGGUGAACCCUGCCGACAAGUACAGGAGGGAUGUGGAAAGAGAAGUGGACAGAAUCAAAGUCAAGCUUGCUGCCAAAGUCACUCACUUGUCAGCUACUUGGCGCUCAGACCAAGUCAUCCGUACCAGGGACAAGGUCUGCUUUCUGUUUGGUGUGCUAUCAUUGGCCUUCACUGCUUUCGUCUACGGCAGAUGUCCAGAAUGGUUACCUGUGGCGUACACUGUGCAAGCGGCAUUCUAUCUACCCUUGAGAAUCUAUACGUACAAGAAGAAGGCGUUCCACUACUUUUUGUUUGGUGAUCUCUGUUACUUUGUCAACGUUCUCGACCUUCUCUGGAUCUGGAUCUUCCCCUCUUCCACUACUCUUUUAAUUGCCUCUUACCUCCUCACUCUCGGUCCCCUCGCAUCCGCCAUCAUCACCUGGCGUAACUCCCUCGUCUUCCACUCCAUUGACAAAGUCACUUCCAUAUUCAUCCACAUCUACCCACCAAUAGUGUUGACGGUGAUCAAGCACAUGUACCCCGGGAGGGAGGAGAGGUUCCCGGGUCUGCAGGGCGUGGAUGAUUGGAGUUGGUACGGGAUGAUUCUGGUGGCGGGCGGUCCAUACAUUAUCUGGCAAGCGACCUAUUACAAGUUUAUUUCUAUUGACAGAAAGACCAAGAUCGAGUCUGGGCAGCGAGAGACAUCUUUCCACUAUAUGCUCAAUGACAAACGCGGCCCCAUUGGCAAAGCCCUCAAGGGUGUACCAGUAGCCCACCGUGAACUAUGGUUCAUCUUUGGCCAACUCAUCUACUCCAUCAUCUUCAUGAUCCCACCCGCCGCCUUGCUCAUUCACUCUGCCAACGCUUCCUACAUCUUCAUCGUCCUCAUCUUUGCGGCGAGCACGUGGAACGGAGCGAGCUUCUAUGUGGAAGUGUUUGGACGAAAGUUUGAGAGAGAGUUGGAAAAGCUGAGAAAGGAGAUGGAGGAGGCUAGUCGGACGUUGACGCCGGGACCGGGGUCAACUCCCGCUGAGCAGACUUCGCCCGCGUCAACUUACGCUACCAUCUCGCCUUCUCCCACCCCGCCCCCGGAGAAGGAAAAAAGAAAGAUCAAGAAAGACGACGAGCUCGCAAACAGCCCGUUAGUUUUGCCGGGGGCGCGAAAGAGUGAGACGGCGGGCGAGAUGGAGGUGCCGGAGAUGGUGCUGGGGAAAGCUGUUGAGGAAGCAGUCGGAGAGAGUGAGGGCGUGAGGCAAAGGAGGUCUUAG